Procambarus clarkii (red swamp crayfish) is the source of this 664-nucleotide messenger RNA. Lineage: Eukaryota; Metazoa; Arthropoda; Malacostraca; Decapoda; Cambaridae. The record is from RefSeq and is a predicted model, not a curated record.
UUCUAAAACCGUGGAUGUGAUAAGAAGAAACUCAGUUGCGGCCUUCGUUGUAUCGAAAGAAUUGGAAGUCAAAGAUGGCAACGGGUCGGAAGUAGAAGAUGGCGUCGAGUCGGAAGCAGAAGAGACCGUCAAGUGGGUAACCUUCCUCCAUCAAGCUUCCAUACAGCACACUCCUUCAAGAACAACCACCAAACGAGUAGAGACAAUAGGAACUAGGUUGGCGUUAGUGUUCCUGGGUGUGGCGUUGCUGGCCGCCUCCACCUGCGCCCUGCCAGGUGGCAGUGGAGCCUAUGGUGGCGGUGGUGGAGGAGGAGGAUCCGGAGGCGGAGGGUAUGGAGGUGGUGGCAGCAGUGGAGGCGGUGGCGGCAGUGGAGGUGGAUCGGGAGGCUUCGUCGGUGGAUUUGGUGGAGGUGGAGGCUACAGUGGCGGCACGUCAUUUGCUGUUUUUAACCUUGGAAGUCAUGGAAGUGGGUCCAGUGGAGGAGGCUCUGGAGGUGGCGGCUUCGGCGGAGGCGGCUACAAUGGUGGCAGCUCUGGAGGUGGCGGCUACAGUGGUGGCAGCUCUGUAGGUGGCGGCUUCGGCGGUGGCGACUCUGGAGGUGGCGGCUUUGGCAGUGGCGGCUCUGGAGGUGGCGGCUACAGUGGUGGCAGCUAUGGAAAAUAA